CGCUCCAAUAUGGCCGCCAUAUUUCCUGCGCCGGAGCAGCCAAUGCGGGGUCUACUCUUAUGUCUAUGUAGGAGACGCUGUCCGAUGCUGGUACAGACGUGUGAUUGUGGUUCCGAACGAUCUACUUGCGUACACGGUUUGUCAAGUGGGAACUGGCCAGGUUUCUUUUACAGAGCCCCGUUCCAGGAUACUUUUUCCAAGUCCAUGAUAAUGUCUGUGGUUGAGCAAACCAGACUGGCGAGCUAGAUCUGUAAAACCAACAAAGGACAAGAAACAAUUCCACACAACUCCUUCCAAUCUGGAAGGAAAAGAAUCAACAAUUCUACUGAACUUCUUCAAAUCUGGAAAAGACUGAACCUCUUGGAAAAAGAGAAAUACAGCUAGGACUUCUUGAAUUGCACUGAUCUGUGAACCUGCUGAAAAGACGGAAGCUGGUUUAUCUGCAGACACAGAGCCACCAUGGAGCUGCGUCUCUCCGUCUGCGUCCUGCUGCUGCUUUGUGCUGCAAAAAGCUCAAAUGGAGGGAAGAUUUUGGUGUGGUACACUGAGGCCAGCCACUGGAUCAACAUGAAGCCGGUACUGGAGACACUGGUGGACAGAGGACACCAGGUGACAGUGCUGAUUCCGAGUGCAUCGAUGUUCAUGAACAGCAGCGAACCGUCUCGCUUCCAGUAUGAGCCUUUUAAUGUUUCCGUUCCAUUAGAGGAUAUGGAGGAUACUAUGGAGGAGUUUAGUCAGUUCUCUAUGUACGAGAUAGAUCACAUGAACUACUUCCAGAUUUAUAUCAAAUAUAUGGAUAUUAUAAGAACUGACCUACAGAAUAGUCUUAAGAUGCUAGAUGGCGUGGUGAAAUCAGAAACCCUGAUGAAGAAGCUGAAGAAAGAAAACUACGACCUGCUCUUUGCUGACCCCCUCCUACCUGGCAGCGACCUGGCAGCGGACAUGUUGGGAAUCCCCCUGGUCUUUUCUUUACGUUUUUCCUUGGCUCAUAACUGGGAGAGGAUAUGUGGUCAGCUACCUGCUCCUCCCUCCUUUGUCCCUGGAGUUAUGAGCAAACUCACGGACAAGAUGGACUUCUCAGAGAGACUGUGGAACGUCCUCUUCUACGCUCUGCAGGACGUCGUGAUCGACCAUGUUAUGUGGAAUAUGUUCGAUGAAUACUACUCAGAAGUCAAAGGAACACCCACCAGUGCGUGCGAGUUGAUGGGUAAAGCUGAUAUCUGGUUGAUGAGAACCUACUGGGAUUUUGAUUUUCCUCGUCCACUCCUGCCCAACUUUAAAUUUGUUGGAGGGAUCCACUGCAGACCAGCUAAACCUUUAUCAAAGGACAUGGAAGAAUUUGUGCAGAGCUCUGGAGAGAAUGGCAUUGUGGUCUUCACUUUGGGCUCCAUGAUUAAGAAUGUAACUACAGAGAAGGCGAACCUAAUAGCGUCAGCCCUUGCUCAGCUUCCCCAAAAGGUCUUGUGGCGAUACAACGGUAAAAAUCCAAAAACUUUAGGUUCCAACACCAGGAUAUUUAGCUGGAUUCCUCAGAACGACCUGCUGGGUCAUCCUAAAACCAAAGCUUUCAUCACUCACGGUGGAGCAAACGGGAUCUAUGAGGCCAUCUACCACAGCGUUCCCAUGGUGGGAAUCCCCAUGUUCGCUGACCAGCCAGACAACAUGGUGCACAUGGAGGCCAAAGGAGCUGCAGUCAUUCAGAACCUGAACUUCAUGACAACCGAGAGCCUCAGGGAUGCAAUCAAGACCGUCAUUAAUGACAAAUCAUACAAAGAAAACGUGAUGAGACUGUCCAAAAUCCACCAUGACAGACCCAUGACUCCUCGGGACGAGGCCGUCUUCUGGAUCGAGUUCACCAUGAGGAACAAAGGAGCCAAACACCUGAGGGUUCAGGCCCAUGAACUCACCUGGUACCAGUACCACAGCCUGGACGUCCUGGCCUUCCUCCUUAUUAUAGAUCUGCUCCUCAUCUUCAUCCUCUUCAAGAGCUGCAGCUUCUGUUUCAAGAGAUGCUGCAGCAGAAAAAAGACAAAGAGAAAAGCAGAGUAACAGACUUUAGAUUUUAGUUUUUGGGACCYGGUACCUGUGUUUGUCACCGCUGAGACUGGCUUCAUGCUGCGUUACUGUUAACAGACACAUGGGAGCUAAGAAGUCAGAAUUUUAUGACAGGAUUUUAAGAUAAUAAGACAAAAAAAGUCCAAAAUAAAGUAAAAACAAUUAUAUAUUGCAAGAAAAAAACAUGUAUGAGA
This is a messenger RNA of Poecilia reticulata (guppy), 2249 nucleotides long. Lineage: Eukaryota; Metazoa; Chordata; Actinopteri; Cyprinodontiformes; Poeciliidae. The record is from RefSeq and is a predicted model, not a curated record.